Rosa chinensis is the source of this 1879-nucleotide messenger RNA. Its product is annotated as cytochrome P450 736A117. Lineage: Eukaryota; Viridiplantae; Streptophyta; Magnoliopsida; Rosales; Rosaceae. Gene Ontology annotation, molecular function: heme binding; oxidoreductase activity, acting on paired donors, with incorporation or reduction of molecular oxygen; monooxygenase activity. The transcript has 2 exons. The coding region runs from base 197 to 1732 and encodes 511 amino acids. The record is from RefSeq and is a predicted model, not a curated record.
CUCAAUUAUUGUUAAAUCCCCAUUAAAACAUUGUAAUAGACAAAAUAAAAGAAAGGAGAAACCUAGUUGUUUAGUCUUCCGCCUGAUACAUGCUCCUGAUUAAACUAUGGACUCAUUGAGAUGCAAGGGUUCAUUUUGAUCAUUAAACAUUUCAUUCUUAACUAACUUUCCUACAUAACACAAACCACACACCCUAAUGAAUCUCCGGAAAAUAAUGGCGGAGCUGAUCAAUAAUGAAACCCUUCCGAUAGUACUUGUUGCCAUUUUCUUCAUUCUCCUAUACAGGUGGUCUUCCACUUCCACUUCUACUAGAACAAUCUCACCACCUUCUCCACCAAAACUCCCCAUCAUCGGAAAUCUUCACCAACUAGGCUCAUCAAGGUCUCCGCCACACCUCGCACUCCAAGCCUUGUCUCAGGUCCAUGGCCCUCUCAUGCUCCUCCACUUCGGAAGCGUCCCCGUCCUCGUCGUCUCAUCGGCAGAGGGUGCUCAGGCGAUCAUGAAAACACAUGACCUCAAUUUCUGCAGCAGGCCUAAGUCCACCGUCUUCGCAAAGCUUCUCUACAACUCCAACGAUGUGGCCACCGCGCCUUACGGUGAGUAUUGGAGGCAGGUGAAGAGCAUAUGCGUGUUGAAUCUGUUGAACACCAAAAGGGUUCGGUCUUACUGUGGCGUUAGGGAAGAGGAAACCAAAGCCAUGAUCAAGCAGAUAAGGGAUUCAAAAGGAGUAGUGAAUUUGAGGGACAUGCUUAUGACGCUUACAAACGAUGUCGUCUCGAGAGUGGCUCUAGGGAAGAGUUACUACAGUGAUGGGGGUUUUAAAGAGCUUUCGGUGGAUCAUACGGAGUUGCUGGGAAGUCUUUAUAUUGGGGACUAUAUUCCAUGGCUUGGUUGGUUGAGCCGUGUCACUGGUUUGGACGCGAAACUAGACAAAGUGGCUAACCGGUUUGAUGACUUCUUGGAUGUUGUAAUUCAAGAGCAUAUGGAUAAUACUGAUCAGAAGGAGGAGGACCAAAAGGAUUUUAUAGACGUUUUACUUGAGAUUCAGAAGGAAAACUCGCUUGGUUUUCGUAUUGACAGAGUUAGCAUUAAGGGUGUCGUCUUGGAUAUGUUUCUUGCUGGGACCGAUACCACAGCUACACUUCUAGAAUGGGCCAUGUCUGAGAUUAUAAAGCACCCAAGUGUUAUGAGCAAAUUGCAGAAUGAAGUAAGAGGAGUAAACAAAGCUGAAGAGGACAUACUAACAGAGGAUGAUUUGAUUGAUAUGCCUUACUUGAAGGCAGUGAUCAAGGAGACUCUUCGCUUACAUCCUCCGCUUACGCUACUAUUGCCUAGGAUAUCAACCCAAGAUGUGAAAAUAAAUGGUUACGACAUUAAAGCCAACACGCAAGUCAUAGUGAAUGCUUGGCAGAUCGCGAGAGAUCCCAAGUCGUACGAUUACAAACCAGAGGAGUUUGAGCCAGAAAGGUUCUUGAAUGCUAAUAGUGGUAUAAGUUAUAAAGGAAAUGAUUUUGAGUUGAUUCCGUUCGGAGCUGGCAGGAGGUUGUGUCCUGGGGUUCAGUUUGCUACAGCUGUUAAUCAGAUUGCUCUAGCAAAUUUAGUGCACAAGUUUAAUUGGACAUUGCCUGGUGGAGUAGGAGGUGAGGAUUUAGACAUGACUGAAUCGUCCGGUUUAACAGUUCAUAAAGACGACCCUCUUAAGGUCGUUGCUAUUCCAUAUUCAUCAGUUUAAUCUAUGAUUAAAGACAUCAGUUGUGUAUGAAUUCUGCUAUUUUAUUUGGAAUUGUUCUUAAAGUAUGUUUGGUGAUGUAUUGGAUUAUGAAGUUUCUGUAUUAUGUAGUGGCGGCUUGCAUGUUAAAUUUAUUGUCGGCUUUUCUGU